Molecule: messenger RNA, 924 nt
Organism: Acanthosepion pharaonis
Lineage: Eukaryota; Metazoa; Mollusca; Cephalopoda; Sepiida; Sepiidae
Source: the annotation of a GenBank genome assembly
AUGCUCUGGCUGUCUUCAGAAAAAUGGCAACUCAGUAGCUCAACUUUCUUUCUCUCUGUCUUUUUUCUUUCUUUCCCACUUUCUUUCUUUCUUUCUUUCCCACUUUCUUUCUUUCUUUCUUUCUUUCUUCAUGUUUUCUUUUUCUUUCUUUCUUUCUUUCUUUUAUUCUUUUGUUUUCUAAAAUUUUUCCACCUUCUUUCAAUCAAUUCAUUCUUUCUUUCUUUCUUUUUUCUUUCUUUCUUUUUAUCUUUCUUUCUUUCAAAACAAUUUCAAGAAAGUAAAAAUUCUUUAAUUCAAUUUUCAAUUCUUUCUUUUAUUUUCCAUUCUUUCUUUCUUUCUUUCUUUCUUUCUUUCUUUCUUUCUUUCUUUCUUUCUUUCUUUCUACCUGUCUUUCUUUCUUUAAUUAUUCUUUACUUGCUAUCAACUUUUCACCUUCUUUUCAAUCAAUUCAUUCUUUCUUUCUUUCUUUCUUUCUUUCUUAAUUUCUUUCUUUUUAUUUCUUUCUUUACUGAUUCUUUCUCACACCCUCUCACUCAAUGUCUUCAUAUCUAUAUCUCAACCAAUCUAUCUAUCUAUCUAUCCCAAUAUUUUUUGUUCUUUCUUUGUUUCUUCCUUUCUCAUCAAUUUCUUCCUUUCUUUCUAACAAUCUCAAGAUUUUCUUUCUUUCUUUCUUUCUUUAGAAAGAAAGAAAGAAAUUCUUUCUUUCUUUCUUUCUUUUUUAUCAUUUUAAUUCUUUUCUUUCUUUCUUUUCCAACAUUUUUUCUUUCUUUUCUUUCUUUCUUUCUUUCUUUCUUUAAUUCUUUUCUUUCUUUUUUUUUCAAGAAUGAAUUUUUUUCAUUUCUUUUUUUAUUUCUUUCUUUUCUUUAUAUUUCUUUCUUUCUUUAUAUUUCUUUUUUCUUUCUUUCUUUUUUCAACAUUUUUUAA